ACAAUAAAAGGUAAAAGAAAACCAAAGAGAAGAAAUCACAGCAGGAAAGCCGCCGGCGAAAGGGAAACCCUUUCAGGUCACUUGUCGGUUGCUCUCUCUCUCUCUCUCUUCCUCUUCUGUUGAUAAAGGCGCGUAGUCUGCGACUGUUUCUCUAGUCUUCAGUCGAGAACUCUCCGAUCACAGAUCAGUAAACGCCGUCCAAUUUUCCGCGGUAAACGUGGAUGUUUCCUAUGCGGCGGUGAAAAGGAGGGUGGUGGUGGUGGAUCGGAUGGUAUAUGGCGGAAACAACUUCUUCUUCUAUUGCGUCUUUGAAACAGAACCGCGUGAUGUUCUGGAAAGGGGUUUUUGCCGUGGUCGGCAUUAUGUCCACUCUCGUUAUCUACGGCGUCCUACAGGAAAAGAUCAUGAGAGUUCCUUAUGGGGAGAAGAAAGAAUAUUUUAAGUACUCAUUAUUUCUUGUUUUCUGCAAUCGUCUUACAACGUCAGCAAUCUCUGCAGUUGCUCUACUGGUAAGUAAGAAAGCACUGGACCCAGUUGCUCCUGUUUAUAAGUAUUGCCUCAUAUCAGUAUCAAACAUACUAACAACAACAUGCCAGUAUGAGGCACUUAAAUAUGUCAGCUUUCCGAUUCAGACACUUGCAAAAUGUGCCAAAAUGAUACCCGUGAUGCUUUGGAGCACAGUGAUUAUGCAAAAAGUAUACAAGGCACAAGACUAUUUGCUGGCUUUUCUAGUGAUGCUUGGUUGUGCAUUAUUCAUUUUAUACCCGGCAGCAGGUGAUUUAAGUCCAUAUAAUAGAGGGAGGGAAAGCACUGUUUGGGGUGUUUCCCUGAUGAUUGGCUAUCUAGGAUUUGAUGGCUUUACUAGCACAUUCCAGGAUAAAUUAUUUAAAGGCUACGAUAUGGAAAUACACAAUCAAAUAUUCUACACCACAUUGUUUUCUUGUAUACUCAGCUUCUCUGGUCUAAUAUUACAAGGGCAUCUCCUUAUGGCAAUAGAUUUUGUUGCUCGCCAUAAUGAUUGCUUCUUUGACGUUGCACUGCUGUCCACGGUUGCAACUGCUAGUCAAUUCUUCAUUUCUUACACAAUUCGGACAUUUGGUGCACUUACAUUUGCCACCAUAAUGACCACAAGGCAGUUGGUGAGCAUUCUGCUAUCAUGCGUGUGGUUUGCGCAUCCCCUUAGCUGGGAGCAGUGCAUUGGAGCUGUUAUUGUUUUUGGUUCUUUAUAUGCAAGAAGCUUCUUGAGAAGCAAACCACAGAAGCCUUCACAUGAAUCACAUCAAGAGCAAUUGGAAAAUGGAGAGUCCAUUCCCCUAAAGGGGAACCCUUGAGAUGGGCCAUUGCGGUGCUUGCAUUUGGUGUUGCUUCAUUGCUUGGGAGGAGCUCGAUAUUCCAGUGUUGUCAGCUCGAAGAAGCUGCGAGAGAUUUGAUGUGAACGAUAUUUGCCAACUCUUUAAGUUACAAAAAUGCCAUUCUAGGGGUUGGUUCAUCUCAAAGUUGGAAGGAUGCAUCUACCCACCUUGAAAGUUGGCCAUACUCUUUUUGGAACCCCUUCAGCCCCAUUUCACAGGAUGUCCAUGUCUAUGUCUUGACUAACGACAGAAGCCAUGAAUUUGGCUUAGCAUUUUUGUUUUCAUUUUACCCAUUUCAAUUCAUUUGGUAUUAUUUCGCUCUGCUUUUGUAUUCAAAUGCAAAAGAAAAUUGUACAAUACAAACUUAUACAGACUUUAUCUUACUCUUAGCUUGACUGAUCAGAUUAAUAAGUGAUUUGUUCUUGUUCUUA
Diospyros lotus (date-plum) is the source of this 1783-nucleotide messenger RNA. RefSeq names its product UDP-galactose/UDP-glucose transporter 5. The transcript is spliced from 12 exons. Gene Ontology annotation, cellular component: Golgi membrane; endoplasmic reticulum membrane. Gene Ontology annotation, biological process: transmembrane transport. Lineage: Eukaryota; Viridiplantae; Streptophyta; Magnoliopsida; Ericales; Ebenaceae. The record is from RefSeq and is a predicted model, not a curated record. The coding region runs from base 276 to 1331 and encodes 351 amino acids. Gene Ontology annotation, molecular function: 3'-phosphoadenosine 5'-phosphosulfate transmembrane transporter activity.